AUGGAGCAAAGACAUUCUCAAAACCCCAAUUUUCCAGCGUCUAAGUCGCCGGAAAGUCAACAGAACCACCGCGUUGAACACCCUUUUUCCCCCAAAACCCAUCUACAAACCCCUUUAAAUGCAAACUUUCAAAACUCUGAUCAAGCAAUUGAAUCAGCCUUUUCCAGGCUAACCCUUUCCCGAUAUUUUCAAGCCCAACAUGAAACGCCGUCGUCUAUUAAUCUUCCUCCCAGAGAUGAUGGCUUGGAAGCCGCAAAGCCAGUUCCCUUUUCAGUGGGUUUUGGUGAAAAGCAAGAGAACAUUAGGGAGUUGCAGCAGGCUUUAUUUUGGGCUCCGGCUCAAAGUAAUUAUGGUGGUGUCAAUGGGCCUUUCAGUUUGGAAGUCCAACAGAAUCUCAAUGUGAGACCGGAGAUGAUGGGUAUGGGUAAAAGCAGAUAUCUUGAUAGAGUUGGAGUUGGAGUUGGAGUUGAUCCUCAGAGGUUGAUGGAAUAUCAAGGACAUGAUGUUUUCGAUACUUUCAGUAAUAAUCAUGAGUAUUCUUUCUUGCAUGGCAAGAAACCUUUUUUAGGAACCAGCCCCCAAUAUCCAAAUUUUCUGUCUUCAACUAACAAUUUCAUGAAUUUCAGUUCCAGGCCAAGUUUGUGCAAUAAUCAGCACUUGUACCAGUGGGAGGAACAAUUGAGUAUUGAACAUUUGAGAGGAAGAAUAGUUUCAUUGGCAAAAGAUCAAACCUGGAGUGGGAUUUUGAAGUUCAAAUUGGAAGAGGGGUUGACACUGCCUAGACUUGAGAUGGUUCUAUCAGAGGUGUUGGAAUUCUUGAGUGAUGUGAUAACAAAUCAGUUUGGAAGUCAAUUUUUGCAUAAGCUUUUCAUGUCGUGCAAUAUGGAACAGAGGACUAGGAUUAUUUUGAGACUAACUAGAAGUCCAUUUCAAUUUAUUAAUAUUUGUCUUAAUUCAUAUGGGGCAAAAGCUAUUCAAAAACUGUUGGAGAAGCUAAAUACCCCACAGCAAAUAUCACUCAUAGUGUCUUCUUUAAACCUAGGUGCUGUUGCCUUGGCUACUGAUACCAGUGGUCAGCUUGUUAUACAACACUGUGUUAAACAUUUACCUGCUGAAUAUAAUAAGAAUCUUCUCAAUGCAAUAGGAAAUAAUUGCUUUGUAAUUGCAACCAAUAAAAGUGGGUGUUGUGUGAUGCAAUCAUGUGUGGAACACUCGUGCGGGGAACUAAGAGAACGGUUAAUACGUAAUGUAGUAGCCAAUGCAGUCCACCUGGCCGAAGAUCCUUAUGGGAACUAUGUGGUGCAACACUUGCUGGGAAUAAAAAUUCCAGAAGUCACAACUGAUCUUGUGAGACAGUUUGAAGGGAAAUUCUUCUCUCUCUCCUUCAAUAAGUAUGCGAGUAACGUAGUGGAGAAAUUUUUGGAAACUUCAGGAGAAAACCAUUCCAGAAAAAUUAUCAGUGAGCUGAUUAGCAGUCCAAAUGUCUCUAUGCUUCUUGUGGAUCCUUUUGGAAACUUUGUUAUUCAGUCAGCAUUGUCAGAAGCAAAGGGGCAUGUUUUUGACGCUCUGCUGAAUUUAAUCCAAGCUAAUGUGUCAUCCAUGCGAAACAAUCUUUAUGGGAAAAAGAUCCUUAGUUGCCUUGAAAAGAAGAAGCUCUUGCUUGUGUAG
Molecule: messenger RNA, 1668 nt
Organism: Fraxinus pennsylvanica
Lineage: Eukaryota; Viridiplantae; Streptophyta; Magnoliopsida; Lamiales; Oleaceae
Source: the annotation of a GenBank genome assembly